Messenger RNA from Podarcis lilfordi (Lilford's wall lizard), 36466 nucleotides. The record is from the annotation of a GenBank genome assembly. NCBI's taxonomy places the organism in Eukaryota, Metazoa, Chordata, Lepidosauria, Squamata, Lacertidae.
AUGGCACUGGGAGGUACCCGUGGAUUGGAGGUAAUAAGACUCAAGAGACACAUUGGAGAAAUCAGCACUGGGAGGCAUCUACAGUGCAGAGUGUUAUUGGGUGUAUGUGGCAGUGCCCAUACUCCAACUCCCAUCAGCCCCAGGAAGCAGGACCAAUGGUCAGGGAUGAUGGGAGUUGGAAUCCAAUAUCCUGCAGAGAGCACCAUGUUGGCAAUACUUUGUAUGGGGGGAGGGAGUGUCCUCUGUGAAGAUCUGGUGCACACUCAAAUAUGGAAUGGGAAUAAAGAGGAAUACAGAGCAGAGAACUGGGGCUUGCAUUGCAAUGAGCCUGGGUUGCAUGUUGGAUGUUGAAUUGUGGGAUGGGAGUUCGGAUGGAGGUGCCCUGGCUGAGAGAUGGAGUUAGGGUGAGAGGCAUAUUGGUGUGAUCUGGGUCAUCUCAGCAGCAUCCAAUGGCUUAGUCAUGCUGACCACAUGACCCGGAAGCUGUAUACCGGCUCCCUCGGCCAAUAAAGCGAGAUGAGCACAGCAAUCCCAGUGUCAUCCGCGACUGGACCUAAUGGUCAGGGGUCCCUUUACUUUUACCUUUUAAUCAGGUUCUGUAUAAAAAUAGAGCUCAAUCAGAAUUCAAACAGGGGAAGCCACUGGGGAUCCUUGAAGAGAAUAACCCAAAGAAAAGGAAGGAUGCUCUGAUGUAACAGAUUUAUUUCUAGCCUAGGAAACAAGCCAAUGGGAUGGACCUGAUUUAAAGAUGGGUCUUAGUGUGGUAUUGUGAAAGAUGAGACCACUCGUAUUAGAUCACUCACAUUCCAGGGGACAGGAACUCAGGCAAGGGCAGCAUGAGGCCGGAUGCCACACUUAAAGAUGAGAUGCUGUGGAUAUCCCCUCUCUUCCUUGAGCCAAGAAGUGACGGUGAUACCUCUGUGAGACCCACAAGCACGGGGUCCCUGGCAGGCAAAGUGACAACAGGUGCUCCUGCAGCGUAUAGCCACAAAAACAUCUGCGGCCUUCUUUAAUCCAUUCUCCCAUACACUUCACAUCCUCCUGCACUUGCCUUGUUUAGUUGGCUCUCAGAUGACCUGUUUAUUGAGUAUUCAUCCUUAUUUCUUUGCAUAAAGCUCGAGGGGGAAGUUAUAUGAAACCCACUGUUUAUUGAGAAUUCAUCCUGAUUUGAUUACAAGGAGGCUAUAUGACCGUGAUGUUAAAGGGCGGUUACUGCAAACUUUCAAGUACAUUUCUCCAUCACUUUCCUUACAGCAAAAAGUCAAGGAACUGGGUUUGUUAUGCAAGAGAACCUAAUCAAAUAGUGCUGGCAAGUAUGUGAUUGAACCCUCCUUGCAAAAAGCAACCAUCUGGAAGGGUUCUGAUUAUUAUUUAUAAAUAGAUUUUAGGACUCUGCCUAAAAUUAAACCAGGACAGGAAGUAGGCAAAGAAGGAUGGUGUCCUGCCAUCAGGCUCUUUUCCAUGUCCUGUCACCGGGGACAUUUGUUAUGUGACCACAAAAGGGAGGAACUUCUCUGUGGUGGUGUCCUGUCCGUGGAGUACCCGCUCCAUAAGAGUGGCACUGGCCUCAACACUGCAGCUAGCUCAAUGCCUGGUCAAACCUUAUGCAUUUUACUGGACAGUUUAAAGUUGACCAUAGCUCAGUGGUUGCGCAUCUGCUUUGCAUGUAGAAAACAUCAGGUUCAAUCCUUGGCAACUGCAGGUAGGACUGAGAAAGAUUUCCUGCCCGAAAUCCUGGACAGUCGCUGUCAGUCAGGGUAAACAGUGUAGGAGGACUCAUUGGGUCCUAUGUUCCUAUGGUGAUUGUUUAUCUGCUCUGCUGCUUUUAGCUACCUACAUUUCAUGCUGCUGCUGUUCUACUGAGUUCUACCAUCCUGCCCUUCUUGCCGUUUUAUAUGGGAUGGGCACAGGCUCCGGGGUGGUCUGGGAGCCAUUGCCUUCUGCCUCCAGUCUAAGAUGGGGAUGUUCAGGCCACUGAGAGAUGGGUUAGGAGAGCCAUUGUCAGAGGCUUUGUGCCUCUGAAUACCAGUUACUGGGAAUUGCAGGUAGUCAGAGUGCUGUUACGCUAAUGUCCAGUUUUGCAGGCUUCCUACAGGCAUCCAGGAGGCUGAACUAAUGGGCCAUUGGCCUGAUCCAGCCAGCUCAUCUUAUAUUUCUUGAUGGUAAUCUGCCCUAUAGAAAUUUAGCUGGUGAAUAUAUUCUUGCUGCUUCUGUCCAAGCCAGGAAAAGCUUCAUCUGCCAAAUUUAUGUGCAUCACACUGCACAAGAGCAGAGUCGGAGGUGGGUGGACAAGCACAGUAACACUAAGGAUGAUCUUCUGCUUUGACUGUGCAGAAAAACACGAUCAUGUUCACCCUUAGUGGUAGUUGAUAGCAGGACAUCCUCAGCUUUGGUGUCAAGCCUCCUAUAGGCCUCUUUCCCUAUGACUUCACCCUGAGCAUUUGCCUAAUGAGAUUCCCAGAUGCACGGCUGAACAAUAAGGCAGGGAAACCCUUAUUAUUUUGGAAUUCCAAAAUCCAUCCCUUGGGUAUGUUCACCCUUCCGAUCUCUUUCCUGCAACUCCAGUGCUCUUCAGGUGUCCCACAGCUAGAACCACCAUCUGGCUUCUUGGGCUGACUCAUCUGUCUUCCUGUGUUCCUUACCUUUUAGAUCCUCUACGUCAACCGGAGCUGUGGCAAACAAGCCAAAAAUAAAAGGAAGGGGCCUUUGCCAAAAGUUGUUGAGCUGAAAGCGGAGCUGUGUCUUAUUAGCAUCUCCUCUUAUUGCAUCAGAUGCGGCAUUGGCUCAAAUUUACGUUCUCCAGUAUUAAGGAGGAGUCAGCAAAUGAAGUUGUCCAGCAAUUCCUUAAUGGUAUGCUGCAGGAGAAUCAUUAGUCUGCCGUAAUAAAUGAAUGAACCAAAGCUCCUGUGGGCUCAGGACUGCAUUUCCUUCAAGGGACUGCCACUAUGAUUUCUCAAUAUCUGCAGUGAAGGCAUGGCAGGACCAGAAGGAGAGUGGACACCCUGCAGACCGUGGUGAUCAGAUGGAAUGAAGCAAACAAUUAUGAAUAGAGUUGGGUUGAGAGGAAAUGACUAUCUGAAGGUCUUCCAAAGAGCUUCAUGGGUGAGUGGGGAUGUGAACCCGAAUCUCUCCAAUCUUGGUCCAACACUCUGACCACAGUCCAACACUAGCCAUUGCACCAGCCUUUCUCAGUUUGUCCUGAUCCCACAGAGUACACCACGGGGCAUGGCAGCAAGGCAUAUUGGUUAUUUCAGCACCAGGGAUAGCUCCUAGUGAGCAACAUGCUCCAACAAGGGCUGGAAGGGAAUGGAAGCCUUUUGAGACGCUUCCUCUCCAAGACAACUCCACUGUGGAUGAGCAAGCUAGGAUAUGUCUUCAUCAAUGGCUAGUAGGCACAAUGGUUAUGGUCUGCCUCCACUGUCAGAGGCAAUAUGCCUCUGAAAACCACUUGUAGGAAUUGCAGGUGGGCUGAAUUCUGCUGCACUUAUGUCCAACUUACAGGCUUCCCACAGGCAUCUGAGUGGCCAUUGUGAGAACAGGAUACUGGACUAGAUGGGCCAUUGGCCUCAUCCAGCAGUGCCCCUCUUAUGUUCUCACCUGGCGUGCAUGCCCUCUCUCCACCCCUGCAACCCCCCCUGGAAUUCCUGCUCAUGAAGCUGUCAUCUGCUCAUGCAGACUCAUCUGUCUCAAAGGCUCAUAAAAUUCUUAAGUAUGAAGUGAAUGUGCCUUAGUUUUCUAGCCAGAUUGAAAUGGCUUGAGAGAGAAAAUGCAUCAAAGAGCUGUACAGUAUCUGUGUCACAGAGCAAGGCAGUCAGUAAAUCACACAGUUCAAACUGGAGUUAACUAUGUAUUAGCAAAAUAUAUUCUUCAUGGCCUUGGCUGAGUUUCAGGCCUAAUGAGUACAACAGCUCAUGUUCUGUAGGUCCUACUCUAUGAAACCAGUUACCGAGACUACAAGUCCCUACCUACCUACACCCAUCUAUGUCUCCUUCUCUCCAGGCUUCUUCCAAGCAAUCAGAGACUGUUCCUGCGUGCAGCCUGUCUUUGCUUCUCCUGUUUCAUACCUCUUCUGGUUUUGGGAGUCAGAGGGGGAGGGGACCCUGUCACAGCAGGAGAGAGGGGACACCCAAUUCAUCUCUGCCUCUUGGCCUCCCUCUUCCCACUCACCUGCUUCAGCUUCUGCCUCUGAUUCUUGACUUCUCUCUGCCAUAGGCUCUCCCAGCUCACUAAGUCCUGUUACCCAUUCAGCUUCCGACACCUCCCCUUCCCAGUCUCCCUCUUCUCCCUCUGCCCACUCAUCACUGUCCCACCUCCACUCCCCUGACUUUGAGCCUUCUUCCCUUGGGGGUUCCCCAGCUGGUCCCUCCCACCAUUCUAACCAGUCCAUUGCAAUUUGUCAAGAAACUACAGGAUAAGUAUGGAUUGUGGUUAACAUUGUAUGCAGCUUCAAAAACUAGCAGCAGGAGCGUACGGGAUGCACGGAAGGCAGUAAACAUACGCCCAGUGUGGCAGGCAUUCAGUUCAAGCUUAGGGAAAGGCACCUGUAAGAACCUGGAUGGCAUCCAGUUCAGUGGGCUUCUGCCUGCUGGCCUCAUAUUCAGUGGUCCACUGAUUGCCACCAUCAGAACCAGGGGCUGAGCCUGGAUCCUUAACCAGUGACACUGUAGCCUCUGACUCACAGCGUUGGUCCCUACUGGGUUCUAGGGUCAUGAACCACCUGGUGCCCUCCAGAUGUUUUGGACAACUCCCACCUUCCCUAGUCAUUGGCCAUGCUCAUGGGAGUUGUCAUCCAAAACAUCUGGAGUGCACACUAUACAAUAGUGGCAUGUAGGGUGACCUGCCAAUGGCUUGACAGACCUCCUGCUGUGGUCACCUAUAAAAAGCCAGGAAGGGUGUUGCUGAAUGCUUCACGGUCUAUGCUGUACCACUGAUAGACACUGGAAGCUACCUUAUACUGAGCCAGACCAUUGGGCCAUCUCGUCCAGUAUUGUCUAUUGAAUGACAGCAUCUCUCAGGCAGGAUUUCAGGCAUGAUCUCUUCCCAUCCCUGCCUGCAGAUGACAGGGAUUGAACUUGGCACCUUUCUAUGCAAAGCAUGAACACUGGCUUGUGGAGACCUGUCCUGUAAGCAUAGCUCCUGCAGUUUGCUUUUUGGCCUCUCCAUUGAAUAAUCCAUAUCCAAAAGAAGAGGGGUCUCUAGCAGGGUUUCCCGCAUAACCUCCCCCCUUUCCCCGGCAAGAAGCAGAAGCGAUGAAUGAAACACUAUACACACGUCCCUCCCCCCCUUCUUUAUCAGGCCCCUUGGCUUUCAAAUUCUCUCCAUUUCAUUGUCUGCAAUCUUGCUUCUGUUUUUCCGAGUUGCUCCUCGAAUUACAGCCAUUCGAGAUAAGUCAGCUUUGCGUGAUGCAGAGAACACAGGGCAGCUGCAGAGGGGGAGCUCAAAACACUUCCCUCUUGAGCCAACGCGCUGGUAUCCCUCGGUUAGAAAGCAGGGAGCUUGUGUGGAAACAGAAAGUGUCCCAUGGCCUAUUGGCAGCCCUGGAUACAGGUAAAUUGUACAAGGUCUCGUGUUAUCUCUAGUGAAAGACAAACAGAAAGGGGAAAGUGAGAAGGAAUUCCUGAUCCAAAAGGGUUCCUUAUCUCUUUUCCGUUUCCUUUGCUCCAGAGAGAUACAGAGGCCUCAAUGCGCUGUUGUUCCCCAGAGAGCUCUCCCUCCUCCCCUCUUCUCACCUACAGCGACUGUGUAGUCACCUGAAACCACAUUCUGGCUUACAGUAGCGCCAUCUCCUCCCAGAAACCCCCUCCCUGCCAAAGCAUUACUACCAGUGUCGGAGACGUGUAUAGUCUGUGAAUUUACAGGGCCUGCAGAAUCUGGAAUCUGGGAAGAUGCUGACUUCCUAAGAAUUUCAGCUUAACAAAACAAAACAAAAGCAAACAAACAAACUUCAAAGAGAAAGUUUCUGGCCCUCAUGGGGACCGAGGGAAAUGUGAGAAUGUGCAAGCAGUCUUGACCAGAAACCAAAUGUUUGGCUCCGCUCCGAAUUGUACAUGCUGGUUCUCUUGGUUUGCCUCUUGGUUGCAGUGAUCGUCUAGCGAAGAGUGAUUUCCUCUCCUCUGUGUUUGGUUAUGAUACUGAGAGAGAGAGAGAGAGAGAGAGAGAGAGAGAGAGAGAGAGAGAGAAAGGAGAUUGGGAUGGGUGUUGAGCUGGCUGACAGAAGGGUAAUGAAGAACUCAAUCAGGAACUGGUUGGCAUAAUGAAUCUGGGAGAAAUUGAUUUGUUAGGGAUCUAUUCCUAUGCCCUUUGGAUUCCUAUUCCUGAGGUGGCUGCCUCAGUUUGCCUCAUGGACAGGCCGGCCCUGUUGUUUAAUGCAUACUGGUGUUAUUUGUAAGUCAAGCCACCUUGGAAGGAUCGGUAUUCUGAAAGGUGCCAUAAUAUAAAACACACACACUGAAAUAAAUAAAUAAAUAAAUAAAUAAAUAAAUAAAUAAAUUCCCACAGCACUCAAGCAGAUUUUUCUGGAAGUCCACAAAGAGGGUGUGUAAGAAACGGACAUCAUGUAUUGUUUAUCCCCACCCUUCACAAACACCCAGAAUUCAUGGGGAUAUUGCCUUUGAACCUCGUGGUUCCAUUUAGCUAUAACAGCAAAUGCUCAAGAUAAAACACCAGUCUUUCUGGCUGUAGAUCAUAGUCCAUAGCCAGGCUUUGCUCUGGAGAACUGGGGUGCUUCCAGACUGUUGCUAUUUCCAGGUGAGAUUCAAUCUCAUAUUGGCAAAUUCAGGUCGCUAGGAAGGUUUGAGCAACAAACGCACUUCCCUUUGGAACUCUGUCCCCCGCCAGGGGAUAAAACCUUUGUCGGUGCUAUUUUUUUAAUGAAAGAUGUGAUUGCAUUUUUAUUCCAGUUGUGUGAAGCCUCCAGCAUUUACAGAAUUCAACCCAGGGAGGUUUUUGGGAUGCCAGUCGCUGGACUGACGUGACUGGAAGGAUGGUGGUCUCCCAUAGCCAGCACAAGUCUGCAUUGACCCAAAAGCAAAAAGCAAGGUCACCUGGGUCAUUCAAAAUAUUCAGAAGGAAAAAGCCAGACUUUGAGAACUGAAGAGAGUUAGUUGAGGGCAACUCGGAUGCUGAAGAGCAGCCUUACUAAGAUGAUCACCCCAUGGCCUACCCUCCCAAAAUACAGACUGGGAACCGGGGAGGGUGAAUGCAGGAGAACUAUGAUAAGAUGGAAAAAAUGUUGGCAACUGCUGUGAAUAGCUUUUUAUGAAUACAUUUUGUGUGGAAGAAUUGAAGAAACAGAUCACUGGAAAUAGGGGGAGACUGAGUGCACAGAGUAGAGAAAACACAGACCUCUGAAAGGGAUUGCAAGCCUGCAGGAAUACUUCUUUCUUAUUUAAUAGAAAUAUUUGGAGGCAGUGUUAGAAGGUGUCCAUGAGGUCUUGAGCAGCACCCCUUUAGAUGUGGCCCCCAAAUCCCCUGCCUUUCUCCUUUUUUCCACUUCAUUUUUAAAAUUAAAACAAUCAGAUCCAUGCCUCUGCAGUUGCUGGAAACCUCAGCAGAGGAGAGGGAUCUUGCGCUUGAAUCCUGCUUACAGGAUUCCUGAUCCAGCGGGCUCUCCUUAUGUUCUUAAAUGCUGUGCUGCUGAGCUAGGCCCCCUUCCCUAUGCUCUCCUGUUAUGAAGGCAGAUUUCUAAGUCAUGAAGAUGAAAAAGGCUGAAGGAAUUCUAAAUCUUCUGAGAGUUUCUUUAACUGCUGUACGAUCCCAGAGGCAAGUCGACAGACCUUGCCAAUCCCAGGUGAAAUUCUGUGCUUUGCUCCAGCAGGGGUGCUGUUAGGGAGUGGCUAGCUCAAAAUGCAGCGGGCCUAAGAUCUCUAACCAUAAUUUGCGUUUAACUCUGUUUACAUUGCUGCGAAAUGCAAUGCCGGCAGGACCCCAGCCACCUGCCAGAGGCAAAUGUAUGUCAUGAACUUGUGCAGUCAGUGCCAGAUUUACGUAUAAGCUAAACAAGCUAUAGCUUAGGGCCCCACUCCCUUGCUCCCCCCCCCAAUUUCACUAUUAGUAGACUUCUCAAUUGUAUUUCAGUUCAACAAUUACUUUGAUAAAAUACAUAUUUUGUUAUGUGCAAAUGGCUUUGGCUACCUAUUAGCGCCAUACAUUACCAUAUAGCAUAUAUUCAACGCAAAAAAACAGCGACAAUUUGUUGUUGACAAAGGACAGCUGGACAUAUAAAGGGCCCCAUUACCUUCAGUAGCUUAGGGCCUCAUCAAACCUAAAUCCGGCCCAGUGUGCAGUGUGAGUCUAACAAGAACCCAGCAACAUGGGACUCCACUGUCUGCAGUUAAUGGAUCUGUUUUGAUGUAUUUAUUUCCAGUUCCCUUCCUACGUCCUCAGGCGGGCUUUCUCUCUGCAGCCUGGGGUGCAGCAAGUGUCUGGCGGUGGUGACCUUUCCUAAGGACAAUGGCCUCCAUUGAAACUGGUCAGGAAUGCCAAAUGUGACUUCCAAGGCAAAGCCAUUGGUCUCGGAUAUGGAUAUGUCAAGACGAAGAGGUUCCACUUUGCCUCGGCACAGCUGGAGCGGGGGAUGGAGCUGUUGGCAGGACGGUGAAGGAGAAGCAGCAGUUUGCCUUUCAGUUGCACCCAAUUCCCCCCCUUCUGCUCCUCCCUCUGGAGUGCCAAAGGCUUUUAGGGGUCAGACAGACGUCUCGCCACUCAGUUCUGCUUCCUCCCUUCCCCCAGCAACUUAGCACCAGUCGCUGUUUAUCCAUAACAACAUGGGCUGCGACGGAGGGCAAGGAGACUUCCUUCUUCCUACAACAUGUGACCCUGGAGCUGCUCUGCUGGAGCGGGACCACUUUCAGAGGUCGGAGGAGAGUUCAGCCCCCAUGGUUGAGUGAGUCUUUAGUUUCCUUUCUAAGACGAGUGUCAAUAGGAGACCAAUGUGACAGCGGCAACCUCCCCCCCACCCAAAAUGCGCUGGUUAUUAAAGCCCUGGACGGCUUGUGAUCUGGUUGCUUAAGGCUCCACCUACACCCAUAGAGUCCUACCCAGACCAUAAGGACUGCUCACAAUUAGGCUCGCAAUCACAUGUAACGGAGCAGGGGUUGCCAAGGUGGUCCCAUGGAUGCCAGUGUGCCCACCAGCGGCUCCCAUGCUGCCCACAAAUGGCUGCACUCAAUAUCUCCUCUCUUUGCUCUGUUCCACUUUGCACUGGCUCAGCUUCUCCUGCCCACUUUUCAUUGAGUACCAGGACUGGACACCCGCCCUCCUUUCCAUUCUGAGCAGAGUAAAGAUGCAAAGGGCUUUCUCUGUGAGUGACUCAGUGUGGCAAUGGAUGAUAUAAGCGACUUAUCCCCAUUGAUGGAAAGUAUACAUGCAUCAUUUUGCGGCCCUGUGGCUUGUUCUGCUCUUCUAGAAGUGGCAACCAUCAUGCCUCACCCUCUUUGGGCGGCCAUUUUGUGUUAUUCUAUGACACCACGACAACCCUUUUGUGAUAUGCCUUGCCCUCGCGGCAGCCAUUUUCCAGCUGUCAAACACUUUCUCAAAAUUCCAGAUGUGCCUAGCGACUCAAAAAGGCUGGCAACCCCUGUAACAGAGCUUUCUCGCUUCACAGGCCCCAUUUUCUUAAAAACUUCCGAUGGGGGUUAUGAAUGAGGGCAGCCAACGGGGGAAUGGCUAAGUUAAUAUUGCUUUACGCUGACUAUUCCAAUGUUGUUAUUGUUUCCGUCUAUAUGUUUUAAAAGGCUUUAUGGAAUGGGUUUGUAUUUCAAAAUAUUGUUCGCCACUUCAUGGAGGAUUUCCUCAAAAAUCAGAGAACCAGUCUCUUAAAUAAGCAAAAUGAAUGUGUAAAAUGGGAACUUAAGAAGCAGCAUGUCACAGCCUGUCCCAGAUGAGGAAGGCACACAUCUGAUAUUUAACUCUUGAUGGGCAAGAGAAACACUCACAGCAGCUUCCACGGUGCUCCGGAUACACAUGUUCACAUGCUUCUAGCCUCUAGGCAGCUGUCCAUGGGUCUGGGCCCUAGGGUGCAGUUGCAGCAACAGUGGGGGCCCUCCCCUCCUCUGGCUUAUAUAGACCCACUUCUGACGGGUGGCGUGCCCGCAAACUGAGACUUCUCCUGCACAGAAGGCAUAGCUGUUCUUCCCUUUUCAUGCCCCUCCUGGUUCUACAAGACAAUGGGGCAGGAAAAGGUGGGGAAUCUACUGACCCAUCCCUCAUCUGAACCAGACCUUCUUUCUCUGCCUCAUACUGCCCUGACUCUCCCUUCUCCCCUGGCUCCUGUCUUGUGGGUGGUGUGGCAUCCCAUAACUCACUGGUCCCUCUCCUGGGUCCCUUCUCUGGUCCCCUGCCUGUGCCACACACUCUUUGGAGCCCUGCCCGUCCGUGACUCAGCAGGACUAAGCAGUCAUGGGACAGAGUAGGGGAAAUACCAAUUUCGGGACCCAUCUAUGAUCAUCAGACUAAUUUCGUGCAGGUAAGUCUAAACCACAGAGCCUAGGGCUUGCCGAUCAGAAGGUCGGCGGUUUGAAUCCCUGCGACGGGGUGAGCUUCUGUUGCUUGGUCCCUGCUCCUGCCAACCUAGCAGUUCGAAAGCCCGUCAAAGUGCAAGUAGAUAAAUAGGUACUGCUCCGGAGGGAAGGUAGCGUAUUUUUCGCCCUAUAGGACGCACUUUUCCCCCUCCAAAAAUGAAGAGGAAAUGUGUGUGCGUCCUAUGGGGCGAAUGCAGGCUUUCGCUGAAAGCUCGGGGGACAACGGGGCAAGCCGCUGCCCCACGGAGGCUAGGGAGGCUGUCCCUGAAGGCAGAAGAGGGAGACGGAGCGCUCCGUCUCCCUCUUCUAGCUUGGGGAUGGGGGGGGGAAUAACAAUUUUCCCCUUGAUUUCCCCCCCAAAAAACUAGGUGCGCCCUAUGGGGCGAAAAAUACGGUAAAUGGUGUUUCUGUGCACUGCUCUGGUUCAUCAGAAGCAGCUUAGUCAUGCUGGCCACAUGAUCCGGAAGCUGUACGCCGGCUCCCUUGGCCUAUAGAGCAAGAUGAGCGCUGCAACCCCAGAGUCAUCCACGACUGAACCUAAUGGUCAGGGGUCCCUUAACCUUUACCUUUAAGGUGACCAGACACUCAUUUACUCUGCAUUAAAUGUGCUCCCACUGCUGUUUUGGGAAAUAGUGUACACAUAAUGCCUAUCCUGUUCUUUCUUAAGAAAUACUGCAUUUGGAUGCAUUUCCGCCCCCAUCAGCUUUGACCUGACUCGAGAGGGGGAAAGACCUAGCUGUGUUUUAAGCUGGCAAUGUGUACACCAGGGGUCAGCAAACUUUUUCAGCAGGGGGCCGGUCCACUGUCCCUCAGACCUUGGGGGGGGCGGACUAUAUUUUUGGGGAAAAUGAACGAAUUCCUAUGCCCCACAAAUCACCCAGAGAUGCAUUUUAAAUAAAAGGACACAUUCUACUCAUGUAAAAACACGCUGAUUCCCGGACCGUCCACAGGCCGGAUUUAGAAGGUGAUUGGGCCGGAUCUCCCCCCCAGGCCUUAGUUUGCCUACCCAUAGUGUACACAGCUUCUUUGCCUGUUGCUGUGUUUGGGGUGGGCAUGUAGAAUCAUAGAAUCAUAGAAUCAUAGAGUUGGAAGAGACCACAAGGGCCAUCGAGUCCAACCCCCUGCCAAGCAGGAAACACCAUCAGAAAUCACCAUCAGUGUGUUAGUUGCUUGGAAACAGCAGAGGAUGAAAGAAAGGUGGGAGGCAAAGAUGCACUAAGAAGUUAAGGAAAGGAAAGGGAACUCAAUGGCAGCAGGAGUUAAGCAACACGGUUAUUUUGAAAAACCCUCAAGCCUUCCAUCUCAUUUUCUGGAAUACACCUGUGCAUUUUACAAUUCUCCACAAUGGGCAGGAAGUAAGCAGGUUCUGCUAUUCCUAUGCUUUAAGAGACAGCGCCGGGGGAAAUUUCUCCCUGUUGUGCAGCAGCUAAAGGUAUAAGCAAGUGUGUGAGUGUGAUAUUUUGUUUUGGAUCUACUUAGGGUUUCAAAAAGUAAAAACCAGGACAACCCAAAAGUUAUUGAGCUUCUUAAAGGAAGACCUCAGAAUUGUUGAGAGUUUUUUUAAGGAACAAAAGAUGAGCCAAAGAUGAGCCAGGUGAUUGCCUGGGUGAUGGGCCAUUAAGGGAACAAAGGAAUGGUCCUUUUUUCUGUACGAAAUGAAAAAUGGGUGGGGCCUAUACUGACUUUUAGAGUUUUCUUUGAUGUGAGCUAGAAGCUAGAAGUCCUAUAUCCAGAACAGAACCUGACAGAAUGAGGGGUGGGGGGCUCCCAUCUGUUCCAGCCUCUUCCUCUUCCUCUGGAGUCUGCCAUCUCAGGGUUGAGCUCCAUUGUGCCAAGGGAUUCACAAGAGUACAUAUCGCAUCCAGUAAAUAUUUAGCAGCUCUCCGCAUGGAUAGUUAGCCAUAGCAAGGAUGGAUGUCUUGGCAUUCUGACAUGCAUUACACAGUUAUCUAACCAUGACUACUCAGAAGUCCUAUUGAAUUCAAUGGGGCAUACCCCCAGGUAAGUGGGGGUUAGGAUCGCAGCCUAAUUUCUGAGUAAAAACACGUAGGAUUGUGCUGCCAAGCAGCCCCCAUGUAAGUUCUUGAAGGCAGCGCUGGUCUUUGAAAGUCCCGAUAAUAAAUGUUGGAAAUGUAAAGAAACUGAAGGUACAUUUUUUCACCUUUGGUGGACGUGCCCAAAGAUUAAGGCUUUCUGGGAAAUGAUAUAUAAUGAAUUAAAAAAGGUAUUUAUAGAUACCUUACUCAAGAAACCAGAGUCCUUUCUCCUGGGCAUAGUCGUCCAAACGGUGUUAAAAAGGAUAGAACUUUCUUUAUGUAUGCAACAACAGCAGCAAGAAUACUCAUCGCAAAGUAUUGGAAGACACAAGAACUUCCCACGCUGGAGGAAUGGCAGAUGAAACUGAUGGACUAUAUGGAACUGGCGGAAAUGACUGGCAGAAUCCGUGACCAGGGAGAAGAGUUGGUGGAGGAAGAUUGGAAGAAAUUCAAAGAUUAUCUUCAGAAACAUUGCAAAAUUAAGGAAUGUUAGAGUGAUGUUGGAUUGAAAAUAAGUGGUUUCCAGCUGUACAGGUUAAAGUUAUUGAUAGACUAAGAUUAAAGAUUAGGAUUAAAGAUGUUUAAGGAAAUGGAAAUUUGGUACUUAAGAGGUAAAAAUUUAAUGUUAUAUUACAUUAAGAUUAAAGAUUAGGACUAAAGAAGUUUAAGUGUUAUAUAUUAUAUUAAGAUUAAAGAUUGGGAUUAAAAAGUGGAAAAGAAAUUGCUGGACAAACAAUUUGGACUGGAAUACAAAAGAGGGAGGUAUGAGGAAGUCCAGAAAAUAAGUAAAUUCAAAAACGGAAAUGGAAAAGUGAUAUUGUUUUUAAUUGUUCUGUUUUUUGUGUGUGUUUUUUUUGUAUUUUGUCUUCUGUGUUUUCUUUUUCUUUUUGGAUUAUGUAUUGCGUGUUUUUGUAUUUUAACUCUUAUGUUUUUUUGUUUAAUUUUUAUUGAAAUCUUAAUAAAAAUUAUUUUUUUUAAAAAAAAAAGUCCCGUCAAACUGAUGGGAACCAAAAAUGCAUAUCUCAGAAACGAAAUGAUGGGUCUGAGUAUUAAAGUGUGGUUCAAGUGUUCAAAUCACUUCACAUACUGGGCUCCUGCACCUUCACAAGUUGUGAACAGAAGAUUUUAGGAAGCACACCCUGCAUGAAAUUCCUGUGCCUAAACCCUUAUCCUCUUCCUAUACCCUUAUCUGGGAGCGAGCCCCAUUGAACUCAGUGGGAGUUGCAUUGGUCUUCUGAAUAGGCAUGAUGUAUGGAAUUGUGCUAUAAGCGUGCAAAGGAUUGCAGGAUUGCCCACUCCAGCCUCCAGUGCACCACUUCCUGCAGGAGAAGCAGCGCUGCCCUUUCCAGCUGGAGCUCAGGGGAGGCGGGUGAAAGUUCCUUCAUACACUGCUGGUCUCCUCUGAGCCCUGACUCCUCUUAAUCGAAGAGUCUGGUAACCACAUCAAAAGGCUCUGCUGGCAGCAGGUGGCCCACCAGCUACAGCUUGAGGAGCAAUUAAGCAAAAGGCUCUCAUUGGGAGAGAGAUGCAUUUCUUCCCAGUGUUCAAGGGCUUCUGCAGAGGCAGACAGAGAGACCACCCUGCAGCAUGCCAGUGAACUAUAAAAGCUUGGCUGGUCUGGGGGGUCACUAGCCCUGGAAUGCAGGGAAUGCCUUUUGCAUGCAAUGUGGGAAAGCUGUCACCCAUUAAGAAGUCAAUGACCUAUCUCUUUAUCUCCUCUUCUCCCUGCCACCCCUUCAUUGCUCUGUGCUGGCCUAGAGGGAUACCUGUUGCAUAACCCUCCUUUCUCUGCAGGAGCUGUACCUCUGGGAUGGCGGAAUCCAGGGAGCCCUAAAGUGUCUCCCGGGCUGGCUCAGUAUUUGUCAACACUGUUGGUGCAAUUUCUGUGGCCCUGGCCUUACUGACAUCAGCUAUAUGGCAUGUCAGCCGCAUGCUGAGGGCAGAUCAGGAAAGCGCAAGGAGCUGAAGGAUCUGUAUCCUCCUCAGCCCCCAAACCAGUGAGAGAUUUCCUGCAUUGAAGUGGGUUGGACCAGUGGCCCCUCAGGGUCCCUUUCAAUUCUAUGAUUCUGUGAUUUAAACUAGUUCAGCAGCUGGCCUUAGGCUAUCCCAUUAAUUUCCCUCACAUUGUUUUCAACAGGAGGAAAAACAUGUUAAAAGGGUGCAGGAGUUUAAGGGCACUCCUCUGAUCUUGCUUCCACUCUGCUGUUGUGAUCCCAGCAAUAUGCUGGGACACGGGUGGCACUGUGGUCUAAACCACUGAGCCUCUUCGACUUGCUGAUCAGAAGGUCGGUGGUUUGAAUCCCCGUGACGGGGUGAGCUCCCGUCGCUUUGUCCCAGCACCUGCCAAUCUAGCAGUUCAAAAGCACUCUAGUGCAAGUAGAUAAUUAGGUACCACUGCGCCGGGAAGUUAAACGGCGUUUCUGUGCGCUCUGGUUUCCGUCUCGGUGUUCCAUUGCACCAGAAGAGGUUUAGUCAUGCUGGCCACAUGACCCGGAAGCUGUACGCCAGCUCCCUCAGCCAGUAAAGCGAGAUGAGCACCGCAACCCCAGAGUCGUCUGCGACUGGACCUAACAGUCAGGGGUCCCUUUACAUCAGGCUCACUAUGUGAAAAUAAGAACAGAUGCGCAGACCAUGCAGGUUUAGAACCAGACUCCUAUCCAGUGGAGCUAAAUGCGUAAGGUUGGCGACAGUGGCAGGCAUAAGCAUGCAGUACUGGCAAAACAUUACAAAGCCUUGAAAAAUAUAAUGCUACCAUUACUACUGGUAGCAGCAGCACAAUACCAUUAACAGACAUGGCGCUUUACCAAAGAAGCAAUGGGUAUAGUCCCUGUUCUAAGAAAACUACAAUCAAAACCUUUUAUCCGCAGUCACAGAAGUGUUUUGGGAGACACAUCACUACUGCCCUGCCUUGGCUGGCCCUUAUUUACCCGGAUUUUUUUUGUUUCUGACAGGGUGGAGGUUUGAAGCCUUGCAUAGGUUCAAAAAAAAUUUAACAUGCAGUGUUAAUGAGUACCUCUCCCUCCCCGCUGCCCCUGGAGAAGAGGUAGCUGAAAUAAACAAGAUGAACAAUAACAGCAAACGCAGACACACAGUUAGGAAGAACAUCCUCACAAGGGCACUGGCAGGAAUGCAGAGCCAGACAAUCACAGGAAGGUCCUAACAUGCCUACAUGUUUGCUCAACAGGGGUGCAAAAGCACGUUCAUUUGCAUUACCUCAUCAGCUAGCCUUCCACCCUUGUCCCAAACGGCAACACAGGGGUGGGAGUGGAAGAACUUUUGCUAAGGGGACCCUUUGGGAGCCAACCUUCCCCGUGCCUCUGAGUGGCAGAGGCCAGACUCUGAGGGACGUGGAAGUGUUUCAUCUCAGUGGCAUUGCUGACAUUCCAGUGGGCUUGGCAACGUGGCAAGAGCUGCAGGAGAAGGGAACCUCCAAGAGCACAGGCGGAGAGGAAGGCUGGAAGGGCUGGCAAGCUGAGGGCACAGGGGGCCAGACGCCAUGCCUUGGCUAUGGCAGUGUUUUCUUGAGAUAAGGGCGACCUAUUCACGCUCGCUCCAUAGCUGAGGCAGCAGCCGAAACUUUGCGUCUGACUUGACCUUCCAUUGUAGCAUGGUGACGCUAGCAGACGAUGGAGUGCCGUGAUCCAACCUUUCCCACAACAGCUCCCCAUAACCUCUCUCAAAGCAACACCCCCCCCAGACAUCUUUUAAUAUAAAAAAUUGUGCAUUCAUGAUGAUUUGUGCUCAUGAUGGUUAAAAGGAUGGGUCUAUGUGAUCCAGCUUUCUCUGUGGAAGUUUCAGGGUGGACACACUGCUUUGUUUAAGUUCGGUACAUGUCCUGGAUCUUCCUGCAGAAUGGAAGCAAAGGAGCAUCCAGGCCAGUUGGCAGCAAACCCUUGCAAGCCUGUUGGCCUCCUUGUGUGCCAGACAACAUUCACUGCUGGUUUGACUCUGGAGUCCUCCAGACCGGGUAAUCUGGAGCCCUCCAGAGCAAAGUGUGAGUCAGCAGCAGUUCUUUAUCCAUAUCCUGCAAUUUAGCAAUACAGUGGUACCUCGGGUUAAGAACUUAAUUCGUUCUGGAGGUCCGUUCUUAACCUGAAACUGUUCUUAACCUGAAGCACCACUUUAGCUAAUGGGGCCUCCCGCUGCCCCUGCUGCACGAUUUCUGUUCUCAUCCUGAAGCAAAGUUCUUAAUCCGAGGUACUAUUUCUGGGUGAGCGGAAUCUGUAACUUGAAGCGUAUGUAACCCGAGGUACCACUGUACCAUGGACAUAGCAGGUGUUGAUUAUGCCUGCACCAUGCACUGAAAUGCACAUGGGCCAGCUUUCCACAUGCAAUCACAACACCUGAAAAGUUGCUUCUGCCGUAGGGCAUCAAAUCCUUGGCAAAGCUGACUCCAGCAUGUGCAACCAUGAUAAUUAUAUUCUGCUUCCACAGUUGGAGACAGCUAUGCUUCUGAAUACCAGUUGCGGGGAAGUGCAGGAGGGGAGAGGGCUCUUGUGCUUGGAUCCUGCUUGUAGGUUUCCCACAGGCCUCUAGUUGGCCACUGUGAGAACAGGAUGCUGGGCUGAAUGGGCCAUUGGCUGAUCCAGCACGAUCUUCUUAUGUUAAUCAACAGGGAAACUGAAGGAUCAUGGAUUCCAAGGUGGGAUUCCAAGGUGGGGUGGAUGGAAGGACGUCUGUCACAACCCAGCAUCCCAUUUCAGGUGUGCAGAUCCAUCUAUACACUGUGUUGUUGUACAUUCUUGGGGGCCUGGUGUGUCUCACCUUGCCUCUUCUGUGUAAGGUGGCCGGCUGCAAAAGGGGGCUGGGCUGCUGCACCUUUCAUAGUUCUGUAGAGGAGGGGAUUUGCUGAAAUUAAAUUAAAGGUUGGACUUUCUUUUGUACCUGGCCAGCAUGUGUCAUUACAGUGGUACCUCGGGUUAAGAACUUAAUUCGUUCUGGAGGUCCGUUCUUAACCUGAAACUGUUCUUAACCUGAGGUACCACUUUAGCUAAUGGGGCCUCCCGCUGCCGCCACAAUUUCUGUUCUCACCCUGAAGCAAAGUUCUUAACCCGAGGUACUAUUUCUGGGUUAGCGGAGACUGUAACCUGAAGCGUAUGUAACCUGAAGCGUAUGUAACCCAAGGUACCACUGUAGCUCUUUUUAACUCCGUUAGGUGGGGAAAGCCAAGUGGCAUAUCUACAUGCAACAAUCUUUCCAAUAUCAUUCUUAUACCAUUUUAACUCCCAUGUCUUCCUCCAAAAGAAUCAUGGGGAUUAUAGAACAAUGAGGGUGCAAACAUUCUGCUAGGUUUCAGUAGCCACACCCAAUAACUUCAGUUUCCGGUGUUCCCAAGGGGAGAAUGACAAGUAAGGCAGAUGUGCCCGAAGAAAUAGCACAUGCAUCCAAAAGACAACAUGUCACAAGUAUGGUGUUGGGAUUGUGUUCCUCGGACACAGACACAUAACAAAUCCCUGAUGUGUUUAUACCGAUGUGCAGGAUCACAGCAAGGCCAAAGGGGUGGGGGUCUGUUUGAGAUGGUAGGCUUGGGCACCCUAAAUAGUCAAUACCAAAAAUAAAUGCCAGGUGUGCCAGGGAAUAAAUAAGGUUCUCCACCCUAUAGAUUAGGGGGGUUAGGGGGGUCAUUUUGGCACCUGCCCUUGCUAAUGAAUGAUGGGAAGGGAAAUUGACUCAAAGCAGCUAAUUAAAAUGUAUAUAUAAUUUUCCUCCAGGAUCAUAACAGCUGCUCAUUCAUUGUUUGCGAUUUUAAAAAUAAAGGCUUCUUGGCAUGGGGUCUGGGAGGUGGAGGCAGCCCAGCAUCCUGCUCAGAGGUAGGAAAGCAUGGCGAGAAAGCAGCUAAUUCAAGUACAUGUUCAUAACUGGGUCUUUGCAUUCAUGCAUUUUCCUUUCCAGUUCUCGAAAAACUGAGCAGGCACUUUGCUGGCAAGACAGAGCAGACACCCACACAGCACAUUCAAAGCACUCUUAUACCACUUCAAUGGCCUUGGCUUCACCCAAAGAAUCCUGGGGAACCGUAGUUUGCUAAGGGUGCUGAGAGUGCUUAGGGCACCUCUCACAGAGCUAUAAUUCCCAGCAUCCUUUAACAAACUACAGUUCCCGGGGCUCUUGGGGGGGAAAACCAUGGCGAAUAAGAGUGGCAGAAGAGUGCUUUAAAUGUAUGGUGUGAGUGUGACCAAUCAAACCAUGUAAAUGUAGGGAAGAGGGGUGCUCCAGAAGGUCCAUACUCUGCACGCAAACUGCAUGCAAAAUAUAUUUAUGUAUGCAUGGCUGUCUACACACCAUGCAUUCAAAACACAUUUAAGCAUAUGGCUUCCCCCAAAGAAUUCUGGAAACUGUAGUUAACGGUGCUGGGAACUGAAAGUCUGUGGCAGUGAACUAUGGUGCCCAGGAUUCCUUGGGGAAGGCAAGUGCUUUAAAUGUGCUUUAAUGGUAGGGCUUCUGCACAGCAAGAAUGUGUUGACUCUGCAAUGAAUUGGGAUGCUUUAUUCCGUGUGCUUUGUCCUGAUGCUGAGUUUGGAGUCUUCGCAGAAUGGCAUAACAAGCAACACUGGCAUUACCGCAUUGCGUGUGAGGCCACUCCAACCAUGUCACAGCGGGGUGAAGCAGGUUUCCUUGCCAUUAUUGAUCCAUAUGAUUGGGAUGAUGGAGCAUCACGGGUUCAGCCAUGCCCACAAAUCCAGUGUGAAUCAGUGACGUCCCAUGCCAGGGGACAAGCAACUCUCGCUGGUAUGAGUGGAAGAUACCACCCUGCCUUGGGAUCCUGUUCAUCUCUGGUACGAUGCUGGCUCCCCUCCUGGAGCCCUACCACACUUUAGAAAACAAUUGUUUUAUUAUCCAUCACUGUGCCAUCAGUCAUUCCCCAUCGCUGCUUUCCUGGGCAUCCCCAUCCCUCCCUGUCUGGGAUGAGAUUAGAAGCAAGUGACUCACAGGACAAGAGGCUUCCACAGUUCACCCUUCAUCUUUUACCUGCUGACAAAGACUUUUUGUGACGAGAGAGAGAGAGAGAGAGAGAGAGAGAGAGAGAGAGAGAGAGAGAGAGCACCCUCCUCCCCACUUCUCCUCACCCUUCCUUGCUUCUCUGUCUGUGAUUCAGAUUGUAGCUGCUGUUCUCCUGCUUCCUCCCCCGCUCCUUGUGGGGAUCCGGUGUUUCCCCCCCACGCCUCUGCCACUUUUGGCACAUCAGCCAUGGCAAAUAAAGACAACAUUCCACAGAAGCUGCCCCCAGAUAAUUGGCCCAAAAAAAUAUGGAAUCAAUUGAAUUAAAUUAUUAAAGAAAGGACAUGAGAAGGCAUAGGAAAACUUACUUGGCCACAACAUUAAAAAUGGUAUAGAAGAGAAGAGGAAGAAGGAAUGUGGUGGUCUCAGUUGCCCUUUGCCAAAUCUCUGAGUUAGUGGACUUGCUUUUUUUACUUUUCAGGGAGGAACCUGGGCUGGUGAGAAACUCCCAGCCAUUGCAUAGCUUCACACAAGGUAUCUUCACUUGGGGAUUUGCAUAUAGAGGUCGCAGGUCCUUUGAUUGACUUUAAUUGACAGGUCCUUUAAUUGACCUGUAAUUUAUUUUCAUAGCCAAGGAGGAAAUAUGAACGUGGAGAAGUGUCCCUAAUUAAAGAACUCUUAUUUCAAUCCUUCAAGAGGAAGGUCUGAGUGGAAUUCACAAUUUGCAGUAAGAAGAGUGAUGCCAAAAUGAGACCAGAUAGUAAAUUACAUCCCAGAGUUCAAAUACUAUAAGGGAGGGAGACAAACCUCUCUCCACCUGCUUUCUCCAUAACAUGCAUUGUUUUGCACAUCUCUGUCACGUCCCCUUUGACUUGCCCUGUCUCCAUACUAAAAGGUCCUUAAUGCCGCCACUUUUCCUCAUAGAGAAGUUGCUCCAUCCCCCUUCAUCACUGCAAAGGUGGUCCACCAUCUGAUACCACACACAGAAGACCCUGCUUUGGUCCUGGGGGGAAACAAUGUUGCGGGAGCAGUUCAAUGCAUCGGUCAUGCAAGUCUGAUGCACUUGCAUCAUGCAAAAAGCCAAUGUCUAGAAAUGCACAGGGGCAAACAUAGCUUCACAGAUCGGAGCAGCAACCCAGGACUGUGAUAUUAGAGGCUAGUGUGCACUGGCAGGGUCAUGCGCAUGGUCCAGAAUUAGAAGUGGGCGCAGGCGGAAGCUGGAGUGAAAGGCUCUCUGUUUGUUUGACAGCAACCUACCCCACAUGCAGCGCUGGUGCCUCCUGACAUUUACCCACCCCCUCCAAGCCAGCCCACCUCUAGCUUGCAAACAAGAGACACAAAACACUGGAAAUCCCCUCUGCCUCAUCAUGUGGGGAGGAGGUGGUCUUCCUAGUGUGAUCUCACCCUCUUUUGUGUUAAUGUGUUGGAUUAGUGGCAAAGUGGGCCGGCGGAGGGGGAGGGGAGGGGAAUGACGGGCAGGAAACCAAGAACACAUCAGACGCACUAUAUUUAGAGGCUUUUAUUCAGCUGAGGACAAUAUUCCUUGAUUUCACAUUGUUUAGGAGAGGGCAGAGGGCAGGAGCGCUAUUGAAACCCUUUGUCUUCAGAGAUGCCACUUUGUCUGGGUCCGUUGAGGGGGGGCGGGGGGGACUUGUUAACCUGCUCAGACGCGGGAGCUUUUGUUUUGUUUUGUUAGAGAAGAUAACCUAGUCUGGGUGCCGGAGGGGCAGAGAAAUAUUGUGUGGGUGAUGGUGAUGUGGUACCUGUCUGGAGACAGCUGACACACUGCUCUCCGUUUUCAAGUGCGGAAUCAAUUAAGAACGACCUCCUGUCACUUAUAUGACUAAGGUUAAUUGUUAUUACCUUUCAGCGGGGGGGGGGGGCAUCAGCAGAGGUGUUCAGCUGUAGGCUGAAUACAGCAUGACAAAUGCUGCUGUAGUUAUGGCAUUGUGCAGGGAUGUCUGGAAGCAAAUAGAAGAAAAGUCCCAGUCACUGGGGUUUUCCACAGGCAAUCGGUAAAGGUAAAGGGACCCCUGGCCAUUAGGUCGCGGACGACUCUGGGGUUGCAGUGCUCAUCUCACUUUACUGGCCAAGGAAGCCUGUGUUUGUCUGCAGACAGCUUCCGGGUCAUGUGGCCAGCAUGGCUAAGCUGCUUCUGGCAAACCAGAGCAGCGCACGGAAACACUGUUUACCUUCCCACCAGAGUGGUACCUAUUUAUCUACUUGCACUUUGACGUGCUUUUGAACUGCUAGGUUGGCAGAAGCAGGGAUCGAAAAACAGGAGCUCACCCCAUCACGGGGAUUCAAACCGCCAACCUUCUGAUCAGUAAGCCCUAGGCUCUGUGGUUUCAUCCACAGCGCCACCCGCGUGUAAUAUCUCACAGCAAAAAUGUUAUCACGUGGACCGAUUUGUAGGCGCUAUGCUCAUUGCCACUAGACAAUUCUUAAUUGGAUGUUUAUUUAUUCAUUUAAUAUUUUGCUCCAGGAGAUGCAGCCUAUGACGGCUCAUUCAACCAUGUAAAAUAAUCAUCGCAACAUGGGUUAUAUAGGGCCCAAAUGCCGCCAAAUAAAAAGCAUGCCUUUAAAAGAUGGGGGGGGGGGGACUCUCAGGAAAAGCCACAGGAACUGUGUGGCCGGUGGCCACCUCAGCUCACGGCAUGCAAAAUGCAAGCUGGAAAAAUCAAACACCAUGAAAAACAGAAGGCGGAGCAACAGGAUCUCCCUCAACUCAAGGGAAGGGAGCAAAAGGCUACACAGAAAAUGAUGCUGAGAAGGGUCAGUGGAAAACCACAAAUGCCCAGCACAGCUUUCAUCAGCCUAGUGCCGUCCAGCUGUUUUGGACUGCAAUUCCCAUCAGCGCCAACCAGGAAAUUGUUGUCCAAAAUAGCUGGAGGGCACCAGGUUGGUGAAGAGGCUGCCCUGCUUCCAGAGAGAGAGAGAGAGGGGCCCACUUCAUAGCUGGAGCCACAUGGCUCUCAAUGGGUACAAGUCAUUGUGACAGCUUGCCUGGCUCCUUUCUCUGUUUGCCUAUAUAGAUUUCAGGUGCAUGGUUGGAGUAGGGAUUGUGGGAGAGUGCUAUGUAUUGCAUGAGCAUGGUCUGCACCUGUGUAGCACUCAAUAAGCUAGUGCAGAGGGAUUUGAGGGUAUCAUUCCAGCUUCAGGAUUUGUAGGCAGGACUAAAUCCUAAGAAGUCAAUAGCCAUUCUCCACUCCUACCCCCUGCCCUGUGCUAUUAUACAGAGACGAUAUUGGGCUAACUGCAUGCAGAGCCACUCUCCCAAAAUGACCUUAUCAAAGUAUGAGGACUUUAAUGCCAGGAUGGUAAAACACAUGGCUCGCCAAUACAGAGUAUACGGCCAAGCAUAAUUUCAGCAUAUCCCACCCUCCAGCUUAUAUGCAGCUAUUAUACCAACACUGGAGAAUGCCCAGUGCAGUUCUUACCAGACUUCUCAUGAAAGGAAACAGAGGUGAAAUUAUUGCAGUGGUAGAAAGUGCUGAAUCUGCCUCUGGCCUGACCCAUACAAACUUGCAAACCAUCUUUCUUGGUGGGUGAGCACCAGAUUUUUCUCUUCUAUCACACUGAUUUGUUAUGUUGCAUGAAGCGUGCUUCCCUCCCAGUUUUAAAAUAUGGGGAAGCAUUCAAACAAUCCCCAAAUGAGUCCAUACUGGUAAAGUUCAGCAAGAGCUGCACCACACCGUUCUGUGUAGCUCGGUUCAAACACUCUCAAACUGGGCUCUUCCUCUGCUGCCUGACACCCCACCCCCUGCUCUAACCUCCCUCUUACCACAGGUUUACACAUUAUGUGGGAUGCGGGUGGCACUGUGGUCUACACCAUUGAGCCUCUUGGGCUUGCUGAUCGGAAGGCUGGCGGUUCAAAUCCCAAUGACAGGGUGAGCUCCUGUUGCUCUGUCCCAGCUCCUGCCAACCUAGCAGUUUGAAAGCACACCAGUGCAAGUAGAUAAAUAGGUACCGCUGCUGUGGGAAAAAGUGUUUCCAUGCGAUCUCAUUUCCGUCAUGGUGUCCUUUUGCACCACAACCAGUUUAGUCAUGCUGGCCACAGGACCCAGAAAGCUGUCUGUGGCAAACGCCGGCUCCCUCGGCCUGAAAAGUGAGAUGAGCACCGCACCCCAUAGUCGCCUUUGACUGGACUUAACCAUCCAGGGGUCCUUCACCUUUACCUUACACAUUAUGAUCACCUUAUGAAAAUCACAUGAAACUGCUCCAUGUGGCAAGCUUUUGAUGUGCAAUGACUCAUUAGGUGAUUUCCCCCGUGGCCCAAUGUUUGCUCAUAACGAGAUGCUGAAAAUCACCCAGUCUGAUGUAGAUAAAUGGCUCACCUGAUGGCCAGUCCCCCUGCUGAUAUUUUUGAAACUACCUUGGUUUAAUGGCGGCAAUGAUGAUGUAUAAAACUGGCCCUAAAUGAUUCAACGCUGACCCCCAGUAUGUGGCAAGAGCUAAAAGUGAAAGGAGCAAGAUCAAUCAUGUUGCGACACCUGAAGCACUAAAAGGCUUGUUAUAGCAUGAGCCACAUGUGGUGUGGUAUGGGAUGUGCAAACUGAGAGUGCUUCAGCCUGCAGAAGUGCACACGAAGGCAGUGCAAAGCCUUCGUGGACCAGAGGCUGUACAUGUUGCCAGUGUGGUAUAGUGGUUAAGAGCGGUAGACUCGUAAUCUGGUGAACUGGGUUCGCGUCUCUGCUCCUCCACAUGCAGCUGCUUAGGUGACCUUGGGCUAGUCAUACUUCUUUGAAGUCUCUCAGUCCCUCUCAGUGUUUGUUGUGGGGAAGGAAGGGAAAGGAGAAUGUUAGCCGCUUUGAGACUCCUUUGGGUAGUGAUAAAGCGGGAUAUCAAAUCCAAACUCUUCUUCUUCUUCUUUUUCUGACAUCCCCGUGCCCCCUGCAGAACAGAAACACAGAACGCAGUGCUGGCUAAGUGAGGCCCAUGAACGAUCCUGGGCCCCCAGCAAAUGCACAGCCCUCCCUUGCCAGCCGGUGGUGAAAACCCUGAAGAACCCCCUGAAAAGUGGGGGGGGGGGAGAGAGAAGAACCCUGGAAAGUGACCCCAUCAGAUGUCGUAUGCAAACUGGUGCCUGGUCAAAAAUCAGCUUGGGGGGAGGCAGCCUGUUAGUUCCCUUUUACCCGAGUAUUUACCUGAGUGCUUGGUGACUCCCAAAAUUCAAGAGCAAUUUAUUUCCCCCCUUCCUUAGAUCCGAGAUGCAAGACAGGCCUGGAGUGAAGUGGGGUUCGCUACGUGCAAGGAUGGAUGGAUGGGUGGUGGUGGGAAUGCAACGGGCUUUUGAUUUUCACAUCUCUUUAUUUUACCUCAUGAGUCAUGUCAUCAUGUUCUCAGGCGCUGAGUAACUGCCGGGUCUAUUUUUACUCUUGUUCAGCAGGCUUCCUUUCCUCAGCGGCUGCUGCGUGAAGAGGUGAAGGACAGGAGAAUGGUGAGUUGGGGGAAACGGGCGGGUUAUAAGAGAUGGGGUUGGGUGAUGGGUGGAAAGGGGGGGGAGAGCUGAAGGUGUUUCCCACCCUCCUCAAAUUAGGGAGGGAAAUAUGUUUAUUAUCCCCAAAGAACAGGGUGUGAUGUGUUAUAUAUCAUAAAUAGACAUAUAUAUUGUUAUAUUGGUGGUAGCAUGAAAGAGGGUAGGGGGAGAUAUUCCUUUUCCAGUGCUAUUUGGUACUUUGGAAAAAUAAAGAAGGAAAACAGGACAUCCCGCCCCCAUCAAAACAGGAAAGAGGUGAUGGAGGGGGGAGAAGGGGGGUGUACCCAUCAUCAAAUGCAGGAAAAGAGUUCCAUAAUGUCCUGAAGCCAGAGAGAGAGAGAAAUGAAUGGAGUGAUGUGCAUGUGUGUCUUCGUACAGGGGAAGGGUUUUUAAUCCCCAGCUCAUAAAAAUACACAGGCAUCAGCGCACAUCAGCUCACCCCACACCCCUCCAGUGACAGCCUUAAUUUCCCCUAUGCUUUCACUUAGGAAGGAGACUUACGAAGCAAUCCUGCGUUCCAGUUUUGUUGAAGGGGGGUGGGGAAAUGCGUUACUGUUUUGCCCGUGGAAUGACCGCCAUCUCCUAUGCGUGCUCAGCUUGGAAAAGAAGGGGGAAACGCACCACUAACCCCCCCCCCAAGGGCACAGAAAGAGCAGGCAUCCCCACCUUGAAACACCGCCAAAGCCCGCCAUCAGGGCAAGGGGACACACCCCCUGCACGCCAUGGCAUCACAAAACAAUGCCCCCACUCUGUCACCUCCAUAAUGAUCUUCAUAAUGACCAAUUGGGUUGAAACGCAUGUGGUCUUCAACACAUUUUGUUAUCUGUUGUCAUAUAAUUAUUUCGGUCAGGCCUUGAUUCAAAUAACAAGUCAAUUUUUUGUUGCAUUAUCUUUGUAAUUUGAUCUAUUUUGAUCUGUUUUGACCACAUUUCUAUUUUUGCUUUGGAUUAAAGUUGUACUUUAUUUUCCUAUAAUAUUUAGAAGUGUUGUUUUUUUAAAAAAGAAACUUUUAAAAAAUCCUACCCAAUUUAAUUUUGGAGUCUGGCUUUGCAGGUUGGGGUCAACAUAACCUGUUUUGAUCAUUCUGCCAGAGUGAUAGGCAAACCUGCAGGCUUUAUCUGUUGUGCUGAUGGCAGUUCUGUGGGAGUCACAGGGCUGCCACCUAACCUGAUGUCCUGUCCCUCCCUCAGCUGGAAUAACUUGAAUAUUAUGUCCUUAGGUUGCAACGCUAUACACACCUAUCUGGAAGUCUCAUUAGACUUAAUAGGGCUACCCUCUGAGUAGCUAUUCAUAAGACUGCAUGGUAAGGCAGAAGAGUCAAGUUGACCCAUCAUGGAUCAGGUGCUCCUUAGAGAACUCUUCAGCCAUCCAAGGGGUCUAGUAAUCAAAGCUACUAAAGAGUGCAUCUUUUCAUUACUUCCAGUGCAUUCCAAUGAUAAAGCAGGGAUUCUCAUCCACUUUAGUGACUGUAUGCAACCAGAGGAUGUUAUUUCUAGGUCAAUUAAUGCAGAGUUCGGAGGUGUGCCAACUUUGCUGGUGGCAUGUCAUGCACUCAGGUCCUGCUUUUGGGCUUUCCAUAGGCAUCUGGUCGGCCACUGUGAUAACAGGAAGCUGGGCUAGAUGGGUCAUUGGCCAGGGCUCUUCCCAUGUUCUUCUGCAGCAAAUCUCCACCUAGGUGGCAUCUUGCUCGGUAGCUUUAUAAUCCUUUGAUACCUGUAAAGACUGAGCUCAAAAGUCUUUUUUUGUGCUUCCAGUUCCUAGAAUUCAGCAUAGUCUAUUCAAAUGCAAAGCACCCUUUAAUUCUCUAAUCCACUAUGUCAACACGCCCCUGCUUUAUGCCUAAAAUGCUGCCUUUGGGCUACAAUUUCCCAAACACGGUCACCCUGGCCUAGGCUAAUGGAGCAAUCAUUUCCAUGAAAAAUGGUUUGCCAUGCAUCAUUUGGGUAUAAUUCUUGCAACAAUCCUGCAAUUCUUCAUAUGUUGCAAAGGGAGGUGGGGGCUGAAGCUGCAAGAGAUUGGCUUGCCUAUACAGCCACCUAAUGAGUUUAUUACAGAGGGGAAAUUCAAAGCAGCAGGAUCUUCCUGAUUUGUAGAUCAGUCUCUUAGCCACUCUGCUAUAAUGGCACUCUAUGAGCCAUAGAUGUGGAACCAUAGGACUUGCUCCCAAAGCCACUGGAAGAACCCACCUAGAUUAAGCCAAAGGCCUACCUAGUCUAAGGUUACCAGAUUUUUUUCAAAGAAUCCGGGGACACUUUUUUAAAAAAAAGAGAAAAAAGUUAUUUUAAAAAAAUAUUAAGAAGUAAUAUCUUCUCUUCUGUGGUCUCCUCUGUUGUGUGGCUUUCCUCUGGGCCCGGCCUGCUCUCUUGGAGCGCUAGCUGCCAUGGAGUAGGCUCAGGUCGGGCCUGGGCUCAGCCUCGUGUCCUUGCCCUCCCAGUGCUUUCCUACCUCUCUUCCUCAGCGGCGGCAGCCGCGUGGCAAGGUCAGGGCUCCCCUCUUUUUUCUCCUUCCUCUUUCUCUCUGUUCCUUCUCCUUCUCCUCUCCUCCUUCUCCCUGCGUCGGCUCCGGGGUUUUCCAGGCCCUGGAGAGCUGCUGGGCAGUCGGCUGGGUGGCUGGGCACUCUUGCUCCCGGCUCGAUUUAGGUCACGGGGGGGGGGGUCAGCGGUUCCCCCAGUUGACGCUCCGGGCGUCCCCGGUUCCCCCUCGGUAGUGGGGGCGGUAGUCUCAGCAGCCCGUAGCCAGCCUGGUAGUGCAGUUGGCUCUGGCUGGCUUCAGGAGCUGCUCAUUGCCAUGGCGCCCGCCAUUUUGCCUCGCUAGAAGUCCCCAUAUGAUGUGUCUUCUGCCGUUGAACCAAUCACGCAACAUUCAUUCCCUACUAAUAAGUCCACAACACUUAAAAUAUAAAUCCGGGGACAUUAAAUGAAAUCCGGGGACAUUCCAGGGACGGAAUUUAUCCGGGGACAGAUUUGUAAAUCCAGGGACUGUCCCCAGAAAAUGGGUACAUCUGGUAACCAUAACCUAGUCUAGCAUCCUGUUUCACACAGUGUUCAAACCGCUGACCUCCCUUGAUGCCUUAUGAGACAUCAAGUAGCUCAAACAAAGCAUGCAAGCCAAGUUCUAUGGAUUUCUUAAAUUUUAAUUUCUGGCAGUGGAGCUGUGGUUCUCUCCUAAUUGAAAGGCAGAGGAAGCCACUGCAGCUUAUGGUGCCAUUAGCUUCAAAAAGAGGAUUAGGCUUUAAAAUGGAUGGCUUUAAAAGAGGAGACAAAUUCAAGGAGGAUAAGGAUAUCAACAAGCCACACAAUGGCUAUGUUCUCCCUCCACCUUCAGAGCCGGUAUGUCUCUGAAUCCCAGCAGGUAGGCAGUGUGCUGUUGUGCUCAUGUCCUGCUUGCAGGUUUCCCAUGGACAUCUGGUUGGCCACUGUGAGAAGAGGAUGCAGUAGGACUGCAUUCAUAAGGACUGACUUUAUAGCAAGGUACUCAAAGCAGCCAUUCAUGCACAAGCAAGCUCCUCUUUCUCCGCCUCAUCUCUCAAUCUGCAAUACAGGGAUGUAGCCUUCCAUAUGUUGCUGGACCCCAGCUCCCAGUAGCCCUAGUCAACAGGGCCAAUGGCCUGGGGAGAUGGAGUCACAGUCCAACAGCGUCUAGAGAGCCCCGGGUUCCCCACCCCCAUUGUAAGGAUUACUGAGGCACUGAAUGUAAAGCAGCAGCAUUAAAAACACACACACUAAGUACAGUAAAUGCUCUGCUCUGGUAGGAAACACGCUCUGCACACAAGUUCAAGCAGCUUGAAGUAUUCACUUUUAGUUUGGGAAAAAAUAGAUCAAAACAAGCAUGCAAGAACAUUUUAAGGUGUCAAUGAAAACCAACCUUAGUUGGAGAAUGAUGAUGGGGGAGAACCAGGCGAGUGUCCAGUAGUUUGGCACCAUUUCUCCUGGUUCACUGAGGAGAAUGUAUGUAAGUAGGGAGGUCUGGGAACCUCCUUGCAUAGUGUCUAUCCAUGUCAUUUGCAUACUUCACUUAAGAACAACUCAAGCUGAUGUUUUGGUCUCAAUAACCCUGCAAAAUAGGAGAUGGUGAAAGGCACUGACCUGUCUAAGGACACCCAAUGAGAUGGCAGCUGAGCAAGGAUUUGAACUUGGUCUUCCCAUCCAAAGCCCAGCUCUGUGGCACUCCACAAGGUACCCUCCAAGAGAGCCACUGGCAUUAUCUGGCUGCCUCCCUCCCUCCACCUUGUCCAAAUCUGGCCUGGAAACCUUCUAAAGAUUUCUCAGGGAAAGACAAUCCGUUCCCUUCCCAUGUUAAAUAAAUACGGUAGUUACUUAAAUCCUUAAAAGCCUUUGAAUAUUAUUUACUUCUGGCCUCAUCCAGUGCUAUAGGUGGAUAGUCUUGUUUCCAAACAUCCUUUUCCUCAUUGUCUGAAAAAUCAGCUUCUCUACAGCCAUGCUUCUAAAAAUUCCUCUCAGCAUCAUCCACGUGUAAAUAAAUAACCUUCUUCCCAUCUCAGCUCCCACGUAAUUAAACCGGAUUUGGAGAAGACAGUGUGCCAAGGGCUCAAAAAUGUAACCUGAGAUUUCCUAUAUUCUUGUGUCACAAGUGCCACUUUUAAAUUUGUCCUGGACUCUACACAUGCUCCAUGUGAUACAUACAUAAAAGGAACUUCAGAGGACGUCCACCACAGAACAUACUUUUUCCUUAGGGAUAAGACUGGUGCGGAGCCUGAGGGCCUCCAUGUGUUGUUGGACUUCAGCCCCCAACAGCUCUAGUUAGCAUGAUCAUUGGCCAGGGAUGAUGGGAGUUGUAGUUCAACCAAGUAUGGAGGGUUACAAGUUCCCUAACCCCAGGAUAAGGAGAUGGCUAAUUGUGAACUAAUGAUAGUUGAAAAAACAUGCCUAGAUGAUCCAAGGGUGUAUGGGUGUUAGGGGAGGGGAAGUACAUCUGGUGGGGGACAUACAUCAUUAUUCUUUUGGGGUAGUUUGUCCACCUUUGGUCCCCAGCAUGCACUCAGUUCUCACCUGUGGCUCUUAGAAACGGCUUCGUCUGGCCAGCUAAAUGAGGUGAUGGUAGUGGAUGGGUCUCAACCCCUUGGUGAGUUAGGGACUUCUCCCAUAUGCAAAAACAGGAUUGGGGGAUUGAGUGAAUAAGACCAAUAGUGAGUCCAACAGAAAAAAGGAGGUUUCUGCACAAGCUGUAGAGGGAAGUGAGGGGCAGAUGGGGCAGUCUCCUUCUAGAAGAAGGAAGACUCUGGUCCUUAACCUCAGCUGCCUUGCAGGAUAUCUUUGGGAGAAGAAAAGGCUAAGGAGUAAACCUUACACAAAUCCAGAGUGGAGUCCCUAAGACUGUUGGAUGGCGCCUUGUACGCCUCCUUCCAGCAACUGCUACAAGCCAAGCUGGUGCCAAAUGUAUUGCUCUGCUUUCUUUUGGACCACAUCGGUGAGGCCGAAAGGGGGUCUUGUCGUCUGAGCAGCCCAGGACCUCUAUAUCACACACUGCCCAGGCUUGCGACCCAGAGAGGUCACUUCAGUGCUGCUAACACAGUGGUUUGGUUUCACUCCCAGAAGCGCACUUCAUUGUCUCUCAAGACAGACGGAUGCCAACAGUUGAUGAUCCAACAGCACAAAGCUAUGCAUACCUAGUAAGUCCCACUAAAUUCAACAGGGUUUACUCAGUGGCAAGUGCACAUGGAGCUGCAGCCUAAAGGAACAGUAAAGGUAUAGGUAAAUGACCCCUAGAUGGUUAGGUCCAGUCAAAGGGGCCCUAGUCUAAAAUGGUAGGGUUAUUAGCAGCUGUUACAGUACAAGUAAUGUAGCCACUAUGAUAAUUGAUUUGGCCCAGAAAUUUACCAAAUGAACAAAAUAUACCAAUUGUACAUACAUGUGAAAGGCAUAUUGCCUUGACUUUCAGCUACAUGCGUCAUUAGCACAUAUUAAUAAGGGUUAGGCUCUUUAGGCAGUGCUUCCACUGAUUUCAAUGGAACGUCCAAGCAAUCACACAGUGGAUUAUUAAAAUAUACACAAUAUCAGUGCUCUUUUUCUGGGGGUACGCAGGGGUACUCAUACCCCUAAACAAUUGGUGAAUCUUUGUACUUUUGUCCAUUUACUGUAUUUAUUUUUCCCAUUUUGAACUAUAAAAUGGUGAUUUUCUUGAGUCAAAAUGAGAGUACCCCUAAACAUUUUUUUAGGGGGGGGGAAAGCACUGCACAAUAUACUACUUUUCCUUCAGAAUGCUCAAAGCAGUAUAAUAAUAAUAAUUAAUAAAUAAUCUAUAAUAAAAACAUCAAAGUCCACAGGUUUAUUUUCAAAGUCCAUAUAAAAGGAUUGGCAUGUACACUCAUUUUUACAUUCCUCAAAACUGUAAUUUAAUUUUAUCAUCCCUUUUCUGUAAAAUAUAUAAUGAACACUGCUUACAGAAAACCAGCCAGUAAACAUGUAAUAAAAAAGUACAAUACAAACAGCAUUACUAAAAUCUCCAAAAAGAAAUCAACACCUACCAUAGUUGCUCCCACAGGCAUUCAAAUUUAAUGUUUCUUCUCAUCUCUAAUCUGUAAAGUAUGUUUCAGAUCCAGAGACCCUGUUAUACUAGUGUUAAAAGAUACAUAAAAUCUUCUUCAAACUAUCAGUAUUUUGCUGGAGGGAUUCAAGCAUGUAUUCAAAAUUUAAGUUUCCACAUUUAAAGUGGAUUAAGGUGCUCCAUUUCCCUAGUGAAACAAAACCACUUUUUUAAAAAAACAACAACAACACAGGCUUUUUGAGUUUUGGAAAAUAAUGGGGAAAUGAAUUGAAAAGUGUGGGGUGAAUGAAUACAGUGGUACCCUGGUUCCCGAAGGGCUUAGUUGUCGAAUAAAUCGGCUCCCGAAUGCCGCAAACCCAGAAGCAAGUGUUCUGGUUUGCGAACGUUUUUCAGAAGCCGAAUGUCCAACACGGCUUCAGAUUGAGUGCAGGAAGCUCCUGCGGUCAAUCGGAAGUCGUGCCUUGGUUUUUGAAUGGUUUCGGGAGUCGAACAGACUCCCAGAACGGAUUAAAUUCGAGAACCAAGGUACCACUGCAAUGGUAAGUGACAAGCAGAUCAGGAUACCUAUGUCAGAGGCAAUAUCUGAUGGGUAGAGUAGUGUUGCACUCAUGCCCAGCUUGCAGACUGCCCACAGGCAUUUGGUUGGCCACUGUGAGAACAGGAUGCUGGACUAGAGGGGCCAGUGGCCUGACCCAGCCACUGGGUCUUCUUGUGUUCUUACAGAAGAAUGCUCAUUGUCGUAAACCUGGUUUACAAACAAAUCAGAACGAAUGCUCAGUGAAGACUGGAUAUAAUAUAACUGGCUAUAAUGCAAAAUUUGGUGAGAGAUAUACAUGUUUUGUAAAUCAUUGCCACAUGAAUUUGGGAUAUAACCGGCUUCAGAGACAUUUAUUUUGGCAAUUAAUUAUUUAUGUAAAUUCUAUGGAUUAUGAUUUAUUUGGAAAAAUAAAUGAUGAUCUUAAAAAAACAUAGACCAGACAUAACCUAACUUGCACAUAAGCCUUCUGCAAGCAUAUUGGGAUGAAUGCUGAACAAACAGGCCAUCUAGAAGGGCCUGGAGGGCUGCAGUCUGUGUAAUUUGGCCUUCAGAACUUGUUAGGAAAGUAUGCUAAGGACUGCAGCUAAUGAUUCCCUAACAAUCCUCCUCUUCCAAGUUGGGUUAACUUGUCAGAAGGUGACAAUGAGCAGGACAGAAUGAUAGAAUCAAGAGCUGGAUGGUUUUAUCCCACAAGAGGACUUGGUGGAUUAGGUACCUCUUCAAGAACCCAGCUGGGGGAUCUUAAUGACAGCAGGGUUAAGACUUAUCAAGGCCUUGGAGAGCCACAGCUAGUCAGAAUAGGCAGCAAUGGGCUGGACAAACCAAUGGUCUGACUCCAUGAAAGUUGGCUUCAUGUGUUCAAGGAAAAAGCACUCAUCAACCCUUAUCCCCUCUAGCCUUUCCCAUCAUCUAAGAUCACAAGAAGAGCCUGCUGUUUGUGGUUUCCCACAACUGGUAUUCAGCAGCAUUGCUGCCUCCAACUGUGGAGGCAGAACAUAGCCUUGAAGGCUAGUAGCCAUAAAUAGCCCUCACCUCCAUGGAUUUGGCCAACCCUCUUUUAAGUCCAUCUAGGGUAGCGGCCAUCACUGCCUCCUGUCACUUCUGCAUUUUCUUGUGACAUAGUUCCCCAGCACGACUAGGAACACAGGAAGCGACCUUGCACUGAGUCACAUCAUUGGACCAUUGAGCCGAGCAUUUGUCUACAUUGGCUGGCAGUAGUUCUCCAGGGUUUCAGGCAGGAGUCUCUCUAGGUCUCCCUGGGUAUUGAACCUGGGACCUUCUGCAUGCAACAGCAAAUGCUGCACUGCUGAGCCAUGGCUCUGUUAGGUAAUCCAUAUAAAAGAGGGCCUGGGGAUGCAUGUAUCCAGUUCAGCUAUGCAUGGUAAUGUAAAUCUUUGAAUCCUGAGGCUGUACUGGAUUACGUGGAAUCACAAUGGAGCCUUUAAGGAAAUGAAUGGCUAAGCCAGUCUGCCAGACAAUGGCAGAGCCUCAGGGGAUGCCUUGAUGGGUCUUGGGGCACCACACAGAUAGCAGACUCAAUGUUCUGACUGUAAUGAAAUUCUGGUGUUGGUGGUUGAGUGCCUGUCACAGCUGAUACAGAGGCAGGCUGUCAGCUUUAGCAUGAGAUGUCUGUGCUCUGCUUAAUUUUUGCACUGUAAAGUAUUUCUAAAUCCCAGAGGUAUAAAGCUGAAAUUAGAGCAUGCUCUAUAAUCCAACAUGUGUCUGACUAUAUCUCUGUGACAGAAAAAGAGAAUGAGGUAGCUGUGUCAUUCUCUAACAUGUGUGAGCUGUCUGGAUAGGGUACGUGUGGGCUUUUCUGGCUAAGAGGAUGUUGGUGCAUCUAUAUAGCUUUAUGGUGCUUUUAUUUAAAACAGAACUGAGGAGGCACUCUUGGACUAAAAAACCCCCACCAACCCUCCCUGCAACCACCACAUAACCCAUUUCCUCCCAGCAAAAAACACUUCCUUGUUGAAUCUUUGAUUACAUCAACCCCAAAAGGGGUGAAGAAAUGUUAACAGUGAAAUGACUCAAGAGACAAAGGGAAGUGUGGGAGCAAGCCCUACGCUUACAGUGAGGUUUCCUCAAAGCAAGGGGAGGUGUAAUCCUGACCCCUUGUCUCCUGCACCUGUGUCAAGAUAGCAUCUUACCCAACUUUUUCUGCAAAAAAGCACUCAAACACUAAGGCUGUGCACACUCCUGAUUACUCUGCACCCAGUGCGCUCCAGUUGCUGGUUUCUGAAGCCAUGUGCACAGACUUGAGCCCCAAUCCACAUCAAUCCUGUAGUGUCUUGAGAAAUACUGCUUUCUGAUGCAUUCCCGCCUCCCCAGCUUUGAUUCAGUUUGAAAACAUAAGCCAUUUGAAGACAUCCACACACACCCUGUGCUCACUGGUGUGCACAUACGACGACUUGGAAACUCAUCCAAUUGUACUGUUCCAUAUGAUGAUGUGGAAAUGUGAUUUGAAGCACGGAUGGCAGGGGUAAUGACUUCGCUGUGUUUUAAGCCAGUAAUGUGUACACAACCCAACACCAGGGCAAAGGAUCACCCCAAAGAGCCACAAGGUGGCUUUACAUCAGGAAUGGAGAAGCUGUGGCCAGGAGUGAGGGGUGUUGUGGUCAAGCAUCUGGAGCACCACUGGUUCCCCAUCACUCAGUCUCAUGGGCCAUUUGUGCAAAGCCUAGAAAACUUCUGCAAGGCAAGGCAUGUUAAAGACUCAAGAGGUGGUCCUCAGAAGGGGGGAAUGGCAGGGCAAGGAAUGAUUCUGCUUUAAAAGAGAAAUGAAGUGGCUGGCAGCAACCACCACAGAUGCAUGCGGCUUCCAACUGAUCCCCUGCAGCACUGACACUGUGCCCCUCCCCAGCUGCAGGAUCCUUUGUGUGUUUGUGUCUAUGCAUGCACAACAUAGUGCAAAUUCCACAUAUGGGACGUGCACUAGACCACCCCUGAAAUGGCAAUAACCUGCAGGAAACCCCUGGCUCACUCAGAAGCUAUGUGAUUACAAGUGUGCUGAGUUGGGGGUGGCUGAACAUGCAGAAAGUGUUCAGACUAGUGCAUCUGACUGUGGGUGAUCUACAUCUGAUUUCGCCACUGCAUAUUCCUCUUCUGUCUCUCCAAUGUCCUUACUCUCCUUGACCUUAAUCAGCCUUUGACCUUCCCACUCUGAAUUCCUACCUUGAUCACCUAAUGUAGUCAUUACACUGUAAUCAUCGAAGUUAUGUGUAGAUGAGGUCUGCUCUGAAAACAGCUUUUUUCAAACAGGUAUCAGAAAAUAGCCAUCACCACUCUAGGUCUUGCAUGCGGCGGGGCCACAGCUCAAUGGGGCACCUACACUUGGUAUGUGGAAGGUCCCAGUUCAAUCAAAGGCACGUCUGGGUGGAAAAAUCUAGACGAGCACUUUAGGCAACCUGUUGGGGGCUGCAUUUCCUUGUGGGGUCAUCUCUUGGUGGAAAGGACCAGACCUGCCCCAUAAUCUUGUUCUUGUGUGCUCACAAAUACCAACACUUCAGCCUUUCCUGUGGGCAAGGAUUCUAAACAGUAGGGCUAGGAAAAACCUUUGCUUGAGAAGCAAUUGCCAAUCAGAGCACACAAUGCUCAGCUAGAUGGCCCAAUGGUCUGACUCAGUAAAAAGGCAACUUCAUUUGCCUGAGACGCAGGAUUAGCAGAGCAGGGUCUUGAAGCUUUGCCAAAUGGGGUAUAGAUUUAAAGAGAUGUGACUAGUACAACUUUUCUAUACAUGGAUGCACAACUGGAGUAGAGAAAAUAUCACGAUAAACAUGCCCUGGUUUAAGUGGGGGAAAUGGUGUUAUUAUUUCAAAAGAAAAUGAUGACUCUGUCUUGCUCUCACCUAUUAACUAAUUGCCCCUACUUCCCUCAGCAAAUAUCUGCUGGCUCAACUUUCCAAAGCUUGGAUGUUUAUUACAUUGUGGAAAUUACUAUGCAACAAACUGCCUUCCAGCACUGAAAGUAAUGCCAAGUGCCAACCUUUGCAGGGAUCUUGUUGUAACAACUUUUAAAGAUUUCUUUGGCUCUCUUCUCCAUUAGUAUGCAGAUCAAAGAUAUUAAAAAUUCUCUCUUCCUUCAGAACCACUGAGGUGGCAGGGCUGAAAGAACACAAAUUAAUCUUGUCUUUUAAAAAAAGUAGGAGCUUCAAGAGAGAAUACUAGGUGCCAAGAGCAUUUAACACAACCAUGUUCUGAUGAGAGCUACCCACCCUCUCUUAAUCACAAUUUUCCCAGGUCAGAUUCCUCUUUGAAAACAAUGGUGUUCUACAUUUGCUGUGUUUGUUAUUGAAGAUCUUUUUAAAAUCUGGAGUGCUGAAUUUCCACACCCCUCUCUCUUUGAUUCACAGCCAAGAGAGGAGUUCCUGCAAGACCCGUCUCCACCCCUUUCUUGCUCUUCUCUUAUAAAAGAAGGAACAACUGAACUGCUAGCACCUUAUUUUCUCACAGGCUAA